GGUAUAAUUCAUUAUGAGCGAGACAAAAAAGAGAUAGAGUUUUUACUGUUCCAAGAAGUCCUCAGUUAUAUGUCUAAAGUGGACAGAGUACUAAGUUUUCCUGGAGGAUCACUUCUUUUGGCAGGACGGAGUGGUGUAGGUCGUCGAACAGUUACCUCUUUAGUUAGUCAUAUGCAUGGAGCUGUCCUGAUUACUCCCAAAAUUUCCAGAGGCUAUGAGAUGAAGCAGUUCAAAAAUGAUCUUAAAUACGUGGUGGAGCUUGCGGGCAUUGAAGCACAGCAGGUGGUAUUGCUGCUGGAAGACUAUCAGUUUGUUCAUUCCACGUUCCUUGAGAUGGUCAACAGUUUACUGUCUUCAGGAGAAGUUCCUGGGCUAUACAAAAUAGAAGAAUUAGAACCAUUACUAUCUCCUCUGAAGGAUCAAGCUUCAGAAGAUGGUUUUACAGGACCAAUUUUCAACUAUUUCACAUACCGGAUCCAACAAAAUCUCCAUGUUGUCUUGAUCAUGGAUUCUACCAAUUUAAAUUUCACAAUAAACUGUGAAAGUAAUCCAGCACUGUACAAGAAAUGUCAGGUUUUGUGGAUGGAAGCCUGGUCAGAAAACAGUAUGAAAAAGAUACCUGAAAUGCUUCUGUAUGAAUCAGAUGAACAGGAAAAGACUGGAAAAGCACAUAAGGAACUUACGAAAAAACGUGCAGGUGAUUCUGAUUUUCUGAAGUCAUUUCUGGCAAUCCACAAUUCAUGUAAAAUGCAUGGAGCAACGCCCAGCAGGUAUAUGACAUUCCUUCGUAUAUACAGUACCAUCAAUAACAGUAAAAGAAGAGAGCUAAUGAAAAGGCAGAACCACCUGCAGGCAGGUGUUUCAAAGCUGAAUGAAGCUAAGGCCCUGGUGGAUGAACUGAACAGGAAAGCUGAAGAACAAAGUAUUUUACUCAAAACAAAGCAAGAUGAGGCUGAUGCUGCCCUUCAAGAAAUUACAGUAUCUAUGCAGAAUGCUAGUGAGCAAAAAACAGAAAUGGAAAAGAUAAAACACCGAAUAGCAGAAGAGGCUGCAGAAAUAGCAGAAAGAAAAAGAAAAAUUGAGGAUGAACUAAAAGAGGUUCAGCCACUGGUAAAUGAAGCUAAGUUAGCAGUUGGAAAUAUAAAGCCAGAGUCUUUGUCCGAAAUCCGGUCGCUGCGGAUGCCCCCUGACAUAAUCAGAGAUAUACUAGAAGGAGUUUUACGGCUGAUGGGGAUUUUUGAUACAUCAUGGGUGAGCAUGAAGAGUUUUUUGGCCAAAAGAGGUGUGAGGGAGGACAUAGCUACCUUUGAUGCCCGUAAUAUUCCAAAAGAAAUACGAGAGAGUGUUGAAGAACUUCUUUCUAAAAACAGAACAUCUUUUGAUCCAAAGAAUGCUAAGCGAGCCAGUGCUGCAGCCGCUCCAUUAGCAGCUUGGGUGAAUGCCAACGUCCAGUACUCCCAUGUCCUAGAACGAAUUCAGCCUUUGGAAAAAGAAAAGGCUGGCUUGGAAGUUAAUCUCAAGAAAACUGAAGGCAGAAAACAGAAGUUAGAAGAUCUCCUGAACUCUGUUGGUCAAAAAGUAUCAGAACUGAAAGAUAAGUUCCAGAGUAGAACAACAGAAGCAGCAAAACUUGAAGCUGAACUAAGUAAAGCUCAGCAAACGCUGAAAGCUGCAGAGGUGUCAGAGAUAACGGAUGAACUGGCUACAUUGCCUAAAAGAGCUCAGUUAGCAGCUGCAUUUAUUACCUACCUUUCUGCUGCUCCUGAGGAUCAGAGGAAAACCAGCUUGGACGAAUGGACCAAAUCUUCAGGCCUUGAAAAGUUCAAUUUACGGCGGUUCCUGUGUACAGAAAGUGAGGAAUUAGUCUGGAAAAGUGAGGGUUUGCCUUCAGAUGACCUUUCAAUAGAAAAUGCUCUUGUCAUCUUGCAGAGUAAGGUUUGCCCAUUUUUGAUAGACCCUUCUUUCCGGGCUACUGAAUGGUUGAAGACACAUUUGAAGGAAUCACGUCUGGAAGUUAUUAACCAACAGGACACCAACUUCCUAACGGCUCUUGAGCUGGCAGUGAGAUUUGGGAAAACACUUAUUAUACAGGAAAUGGAUGGAGUGGAGCCUGUACUUUACCCGUUGCUAAGGAAAGAUCUUGUUGCUCAAGGGCCCCGUUAUGCUAUACAAAUAGGUGAAAAAAUGAUAGAUUAUAAUGAAGAGUUCCGUCUUUUUCUAUCAACAAGGAACCCAAAUCCCUUCAUUCCACCUGAUGCUUCUUCUAUUGUUACAGAAGUAAACUUUACCACAACAGGAAGUGGUUUAAGAGGGCAGCUUUUAGCUUUAACAAUUCAACAUUUAAAGCCUGAUUUAGAAGAGCAGAAGACAAAACUGUUACAACAGGAAGAAGAUAAGAAGAUACAGUUAGCUAAGCUUGAGGAAUCUCUGUUGGAGACACUUGCCACAUCUCAAGGCAACAUACUAGAAAAUAAGGAUCUGAUUGAAUCUUUGAAUCAGACUAAAGCAAGUAGUGCGCUCAUCCAGGAAUCACUUGCUGAAUCUCAUAGACUUCAGAGUUUCCUUGAUAAGGAGAGGGAUGCCUAUCUCCCUUUAGCUGAGAGUGCCAGCAAGAUGUACUUUAUUAUGUCUGACUUGUCCAAAAUUAAUAACAUGUAUCGCUUUAGUUUGGCGGCUUUCCUGCGCCUUUUCCAAAGGGCUCUGCAAAGUGAGCAGGAUUCAGCUAAUACUGAGGAAAGAAUCAACUCUCUUAUUAGCUCAUUGAAGCAUACAGUGUAUGAAUAUGUUUGUCGUUGUUUGUUUAAGGCUGAUCAGCUAAUGUUUGCUCUACAUUUUGUACGAGGAAUGCACCCUGAACUUUUUCAAGAGAAUGAAUGGGAAACUUUUACAGGUGUGAUCACUGGAGAUACAGUAAGAAAAUCAGAUUCACAAAGAAGUGUUCGUGACCAGAUUCCCUCUUGGAUAGAACAGGAUCGAGCCUGGGCAGUAGCAUCUUUAAAGAUUUCUCUCCCAGGUCUCUAUCAGACACUUUGCUUUGAAGAUGAAAGUCUGUGGCACUCUUUUUCUCAGAGCUCUGUGUGUGAACAAAACUUUCCAUCUACUAUUGUAAAAAGAAUUUCCUUAUUUCAGCAGGUACUAGUUGUCCAGGCUGUCCGACCAGACAGACUGCAGAGUGCCAUGGCUCUUUUUGCAUGUAAGACCUUAGGAAUAAAAGAAUUAUCUCCAUUGCCUCUGAAUUUGAAACGUCUUUACAAAGAGACUCUGGAAAUUGAACCCAUCUUGAUAAUUAUUUCUCCUGGUGCUGAUCCUUCUCAAGAGCUCCAAGAACUUGCCAGUGUUGAAAGAAACACCGAGUGCUACCAUCAGAUUGCAAUGGGCCAAGGCCAAGCUGACCUGGCCAUUCAGACUUUAAAAGAAUGUGCACGCGCUGGAGAGUGGCUGUGUUUGAAGAACCUGCACCUGGUUACAUCUUGGCUUCCCGUGCUGGAAAAGCCUCAACCGAACUUUCGCCUUUGGCUUACUACUGAAGUUCAUCCAAAAUUUACUCCUAUUUUGCUUCAAUCAAGUCUGAAAAUAACUUACGAAGCACCUCCGGGCCUCAAAAAGAAUCUCUUGCGAACUUACGAGUCUUGGACACCAGAGCAAAUUAAUAAAAAGGGAAAUUUGUCUCGAGCACAUUCUCUUUUUUGUUUAGCAUGGUUUCAUGCUGUAUGCCAAGAAAGAAGAAAUUAUAUUCCUCAGGGCUGGACCAAAUUUUAUGAAUUUUCUCUAUCUGACCUCCGUGCUGGUUUUGACAUUAUUGAUAGUCUCUUUGAGGGUUCCAAAGAUUUUCAGUGGGAAUUUGUUCAUGGCUUGUUUGAAAAUGCAAUUUAUGGAGGCCGUGUAGAUAAUUACUUCGAUAUGAGGGUUCUUCGGUCCUACUUGGAGCAGCUUUUCAAUUCACGAGUCAUUGGCAAUUUAAAUGCUAGAGGCAAGAAGAUGACUAGUUUCCCAUAUUCAAUCUCUUUACCAAAUUCCUGCAGUAUUUUGGAUUAUCGUAAUAUUAUUGAAAGCCUUCCAGAAGAUGAUAAACCUGACUUUUUUGGCCUGCCUGCUAAUAUUGCCCGUUCAUCACAACGUAUGAUCAGUUCCCAG
This is a messenger RNA of Apaloderma vittatum (bar-tailed trogon), 4134 nucleotides long. Its product is annotated as cytoplasmic dynein 2 heavy chain 1-like. NCBI's taxonomy places the organism in Eukaryota, Metazoa, Chordata, Aves, Trogoniformes, Trogonidae. The transcript has 34 exons. The record is from RefSeq and is a predicted model, not a curated record. Gene Ontology annotation, biological process: microtubule-based movement. The annotation marks the transcript as partial. Gene Ontology annotation, cellular component: dynein complex. Gene Ontology annotation, molecular function: dynein light intermediate chain binding; minus-end-directed microtubule motor activity; dynein intermediate chain binding.